This is a messenger RNA of Siniperca chuatsi (mandarin fish), 4349 nucleotides long. RefSeq names its product claudin-10-like. Gene Ontology annotation, biological process: cell adhesion; bicellular tight junction assembly. Lineage: Eukaryota; Metazoa; Chordata; Actinopteri; Centrarchiformes; Sinipercidae. The record is from RefSeq and is a predicted model, not a curated record. Bases 2966 to 3664 code for a protein of 232 amino acids. Gene Ontology annotation, molecular function: structural molecule activity. The transcript has 6 exons. Gene Ontology annotation, cellular component: plasma membrane; bicellular tight junction.
UUCACACGAUUGGCUUAGAAUGUUGACAGCGAAUACAUACUAUUGACUGCAUUAACUAAUUUGAGUCAUACUUGAAUUAUUGUGAAAAAGUACAGUACAGUACAGUACAGGCGAGGGCUGGAUUUAUUAUCAGAAUGGGGCUACGAUAUACAGUCACAAUUUACAAUAUGUGAAAUGAAAUACGAGUCUACUUCAAAUGUGACAGCAAAACCUGAAAACACUGUUCCACAAGUAAGGAAGAAAAUGUGUUUAUAGGAGUUUAAAAACACCAGAAAUUAACAUCACUAUCAGACACAGAAGUUUCAAUAUGACAUAUACAAUACAUUAUGUUUAUUCAUUGUUCAAGGUGUGUGUGUUCUGCGGCAAUCUUAUCAGAACUACUGCAGAAUGAACUUGUACAGCCAUGCAGCCUCACUGACUGACUAUCUCAUGGUAACAAAGUAAAAUGUGUCACUCUUGAUAAGGGGAAAUGUAGUGUGCCAAUCCUAGUAUGAGUUAAAGCAACUUGGAAGAAUUAGGCAGUUUUCUAAUCAUAAUUAGUCCAUGGCAAACUAAAUAACAGCAUUAAAGUUCCCUUCAAGCUAAUUUUUGUUUGUUUGGGUUUUUUUUGUUGGUUUUUUUUUUUUUUUUUUGCUCUCUGGCUCUCCCUGGCUUUCUGGUCCCUUUCACAAACACACAGAGACACAUGAUGUACACACAGAGAGGAUAUCCUAUAAAUAAAGAGCAGGCUGUUGAUGAGAGAUGCCCUCUGACACACUGCAGGUGUUUCCUGCACUCAAAUAAAAGACCUAGAAGAGAGUAGAGAGAACCCCCCCCCCCUUUCCGCCCUGCACUAAACUCCCUUUGAAACUUUCAAAGAAAUCCAGUCACAUGUAACCAAGGUAAACUAUUAUCCUGACACUGACAAUCUAAUGAUAACAGACUGGAGUGGCCCUGGCCCUCACACCUCGCACAUGAUCCUCCUGUUGAUGUUUAGCUAGCACCGACUGGGAAAGGGGCUGAAGGAGAAAAGCCAGCAGGAGAUUAUUACAAGCAGCUGAACUCAGCCCAGUAACAUUCAUCUGCAGGGGCUCAACACUGCUUUCCCAUGCUAUCCCAGCCGUGUGAUAGGCCUAUUUUUUCAAUCACAUUUUCUCCCUUCAAUGAGCACAAGUGCUAAAUUUGUUUCAUUUUAAUAACAGUUUACAAGGUUUAUGCAGCAUGUCUUAAUGUUUUGGUUCAGAUGGAGUAAACUGUUAUAAGUAGCACUGUGUGAAAACAGCUGUCAGUUGAAUUCCGUCGCUUCACCAGGAACGGUAUAUGCAAAACAGCAUGGAAAUAUCAAAAGAUACAACAUGACAGGGCCGAUUUUAUUUUUUACUUUUACAAACAGCAUAACAACAGAUAAAAGAUGUAAAACAGAGGUGACAGGCGAGGUCAAGAAACCACAGACUUAUACAGUGAACCUCCCCGACACAAUUAAACUUUAACACCGCAUGAUGCAGUUGAAAAUACUAACUAGUUAGCGCACAAGGACAAAAGUCGAAAUACAUAACGGAAUGUAAUAGAUAAAUUAUUGAAAUAUCCAGCUUCUGCCACUCCAAGUGCUCGUAGCACAAAUGUAAACUUGACCAAAGCUACUGAGAACAUAAGGAGAAAAAAACCAAAAACAAGACUAAGCGUCUACAGCCAUGCAGCAGCUCGCUCAGCCUGUAGGCACAGUAGUGCUUAAGCUAAAUGCUAACAUCAGCAUACUAACAUGUUCACAAUGACAAUGCUAACAUGCAGGUUUAAUAUUUGCCAUGUUCACCCUUUUAGUUUAGCACGUUAGCAUGCUAACAUUUGCUAACACGCACUAAACACAAAGUACAGCUGAGGCUGAUGGGAAUGUCAUUAGUUUUGCAAGUAUUUGGUCACAAAUCAAGUUAUUGAAAAAGUAUUUCAUGGCAAUCCAUCCAAUAAUUGUUGAGAUAUUUCAGUCUGACCCAAAGUGGUGGACUUUCUCAUGUGUUGUCUCUUGAAGUUAUUGUUGUAUAUUGGUCUAAUUUAUUUGCAUGGUUUUAGACAGCUCUUGUGUUGUUUCAAGGUGCCAUUUAGGAUGAAAUCUUGUACAUGAUUGUAUUGGAAACUAUAGUCAUGAUUGUAUAAUCGCAUUUCUUUUUCAAUCUGUCUGUUUAUUUGUGGAAUAUUUUGUGUUAUCUGUCUUAUGUUGUUUGUGUGAAACUCAUUGUUAGUGCUGUCUAUCCUGGCACUCUUUUUAGAUUUUUAAUCUUAACGAGGCCUUCCUGAUCAAAUAAAAGAUAAAAAAAUAAUUAAUAAUGAUUUGGCAGCAUGUGCACAUGUUAGAUUCUACAAAGCUGUUAAGAUCUUUUUUUUGCCAACUCCUUGAACUCAAAUGUAUCAUACAGUGCAGUCUGCAAACAUAUUUACUUACUAAACUAUUACUUACCAUCUUACUUAACAACCAGCUAAACCAGCUGCAAAGAAGCAAUAUCUGCUUUUUUAACAUUCAACAUUGAUCCUGCUAGACUGAGUUUGAGAUAAAAGUUAUCAUUUGCACUAAAAGUUAGUUUAAAAGGUAAUCAAGAAAGAUAUCUGCUUAUGUCCCGCAUUAACAGUUAGUGAUUUCCCAGCCAAUGGAAAGCUUAAGAUCAUCAGUUUAUCACACUCAUAGGCUUAAUGGGAUGUCACCAACAGGUUAACACAGAUAACAACCUGUUCCAGCUGCUCCCCUUUCAUUAGCAGGUUUACAGGAUUAGGACCUCUGAGACUGCUCAGCAACAGCGGCCAUGGAAACGUGCCAUCAAGGCAUCAACUAUCUAGAGAUUUAGGCAUAGGUGCUUGACUGAGCAGGUGAAGGAGAAGCAAAAUUCUGCGGAACAGCCAACGCUGACGCACCUGUCCUGGACCAACCCUCCCACCUCCUCUGUGUUACUGCUGAGGCAAAGAUCUCUGUCCCGUCGCAGACCUCCAAGCCACAGGAAAAAUGGGCAACAUGGCAACAGAGAUCGUUGCCUUUCUCCUGACCAUCUCGGGGUGGAUCCUGGUGUCGUCCACCCUGCCUACAGACUACUGGAAGGUGUCCUCUGUGGACGGGACGGUCAUCACCACAGCUACCUUCUGGUCCAACCUAUGGAAAACAUGUGUGACUGAUUCCACAGGUGUGUCCAACUGCAAGGAUUUUCCUUCAAUGCUGGCUCUGGAUGCCUAUAUCCAGGUGUGUCGGGGUUUGAUGAUCGCUGCCGUAUGUCUGGGUUUCUUUGGUGCCAUCCUCGCUUUGGUAGGCAUGAAGUGCACGAAAAUAGGAGGCUCAGAGACCACCAAGGCUCGUCUGACCAUCCUUUCGGGCUUCCACUUCAUUCUCAGCGGCCUCUGCUGCAUGACUGCAUGCUCCAUAUAUGCUCACAGGAUCACAACUGACUUCUUUGACCCUCUCUUUGUUGCCCAGAAGUUUGAGCUGGGAGCUGCUCUCUUCAUCGGCUGGGCUGGAUCUGUGCUGUGUAUCCUUGGAGGACUUAUCUUCUGUCUCUCCCUGUCUGAAGGCUUCAGUAUCAGAGCUGAAUACUCCUACAGUAGAGCUGCAUCAUUUGUGACAGCACGCAACAAGCACAGCAAGACAGUAAACAGCCUCCACAGGGAACCAGGGGAGCCGUCGAGGCAAUUUGGAAGAAAUGCCUAUGUGUAAACUCUUGUUGUUAUAUGAGUUGAUUGUGGAAUUUAUUAUAAUAGUUUGUGGUCACCAGAAACUAUUUCACCAGUAAAAGCCAACAGCAUUCAUUUUUAGGAAUUUCUGUGCUCAACUCUAUGAAAAUAAUUGCUGGAAAGAGUAAUUCAUGUGACAGUUUACAUAUUUUAUUGAUUUCCACUGGCCAGAUUCAUCUUUAAAUAUGGCUGCUUUGUGGGACAUUUCUGUCAAUGGCCCAUAUGUAAAAGAUAAGCUUGCUUUUCUUUUAGGGCAGGAAAUUUGAUUUGGCACAAAACACCAUUCAAACUCUCCGGUCACCUUCAACAAGCUGGCCUUUCCUGCCUGUGUCACACAGACUGGACAAUGUCUAUUUUAUAAUUCUUGAGUCAAAGGCCAAUUGGACAUCAAUAUUUAAAGGAGUCUGCGAUAGAUUUUAAAGCAUUUUUCGAGCUUUUCUUUCCGUUAAAACUGGAGGAUGUCACACAGAUAGCAAGUACACCUUUUGUGUGAGCUUCCUGCUAGAGCUUAUGUUAUAGGAAUAAGAUGGUUUGCAAAUUCAUUGGUAUAUACUUAUUAAAGCAGUUCUGUUUUCAUAGAAUUUGCUGUUUUCAUUUCUUUUCCAAUGUGUUUUUAUUGUUAGACACAUUAUAAGCAUGCUGUUCUGGAAGCAAUAAAAUUAUGCAAG